AUGGUUGCCUACGAUGAGGAGGUGGUUGAUGAGAAGCUACAGUUGGAUGUGGACACAGUUGUUGAACUUCAUUUUCAUGUUCUUCUGCUUGGAAUCCAAUCUACAGAAAAUAAAAGGAAAUGUCAGAAGAAUAUAACAGGACAUUGUAAAUUCCCACAUGGAACCAACAAACCCAUAUCAAACUUGAUUGUACUCAGGGAUAAUCAUCAUUUUUCCAUACAAGUGUAUACUGCAAAAUACCUUCCAAAGAAUAUAAGCAAAGGUAACGGAAUGGCAGCGUGGCGGAGAAGUUGGCGUGUCAGACUUGCAAUCUGGAGGUCCUGGGUUCUAUUCUCACUCUUGCUACUUGUUGGAUUUGUUCUCAGUCAUCCCAAGUUCAAAUCCACAGCUACUGGUUGCCUCCUGCCAGUUGGGGUUUUUCAUCCUGUUAUGUUGUAUUUGAAUUAUUUGUUUCUAUUAAGUAUCUGA
This is a messenger RNA of Porites evermanni, 468 nucleotides long. The record is from the annotation of a GenBank genome assembly. NCBI's taxonomy places the organism in Eukaryota, Metazoa, Cnidaria, Anthozoa, Scleractinia, Poritidae.